AUGCGUGUCACACGCGCCCGCGCCCAACAGGGCAACGAUGAUGCGACCGACGCGACCGAGCGUGCACCCUUAAAUCAAAUUUCCUCAAAUGCGUCGCCCAAGCAGACCCGCUACGAUGACGAGGAAUCAGUCCCGAAAACACCCGCAAAGACUCCCGCAAAGACUCCAGGAAGAAAGGCAAAAGGCAAAGGCCGUGCGAAAAAGGGAAAGAAGGGCAAAGCGGCUGAGGAGGAGGAAGAGGAGCAGACCGGAGCCGCACCUGAAGAGGAGCAAGCCGCAAGUGAAGCGCACACGAACGAACCAACUGGCGACGAUGUUUCUAAAGACACUUCCGAUGAAGCCCCCGCAAUCACCGAGCGACCCGUGACUCCAGCGCCGCGAUUGACACGCCGACAACUGGCUAUGCAGGAGGAGGAAGCGAAACAAGCGAAGUUCAGCGCCCAAUCACAAGAGCCAGAACCAGCGCCAGUUGCAGAGGAGGUGCCUUCGACCGCGGGAACGACUGUGGAAGCACAUGCGCCUGAGGAGACUUCGUCUGAAGAUGCAACAACAGGCGCAGAAGAAGCGCAGGUUGAGAGCCCCCCACAGCAGGUUGAAGCGCCAGCUACAAUGGAACCUGUGGAGGAAGCGCAAAAUGAGUCCAUGCUGGAGGUGGAGGAAGCGCCUCGAGAGAUUACCGAGACUGUAGAGACAAAACAUACCACAUCAGUGCCACGGAUCGACGAGCCCAAUGGCGAGGAGCAACCCGUCAAGGCAACAGCGACUGAGGAUUCGUCUGAGAAUCAAGAGCCUGAAGAUGACACUGAAGUCCCCGCACCCUCAGUCGAAAUGAGCUCUGAACCGGAGCCAAAGUCACUUGUAGCCGAGAUGUCCAGCGAAGAUGCUGUAACACCACUCAGGAGCCAUACUUCCAGCCGACGGGCGUCGCGCAGUCCCUCGAAAUCACCGAUGCGUCUGGAAGAGUCGUUUGAGGCCAUUGAUGCGCUAGAGGAGGCACUGGAGAAUGUGACCUCAGUCACCAGCUUCAACCAUUCGAAUGAAGUGAUGUCACCUCACAAGGCAGAGUUCCCAAAAGCAGCUGCCACACAGACGAUGCGAUCGAAGACACUCGGGAAAGGGCCAGUGCCUGCGCCUGCUGCCAAGCUAUCGAGGACACCGAGUGUUGCUGCUCCUAAGAGCAUGAAGCCAGUGAAGUCUUCGAUGGCUCGCGCAUCCAGUGUCCGCACAGCGCCUAACAAAGAUGGUAGAGUAGAUUCCACUGAUACAGUAGAUUACCUUGCCUCAAAACGCCGGCCGAGCAGUGUAUCGUUCCCCACACCUGCAACCCACCACCCAAGGGCCGCGCACCCACAAAGGCCACCUUCCAGCUUUUCAAGUAACGAUGUGCAUGCCCUCCUCCACCGAAAUCCCGAUAAGCCCUUGACGAAACCUGCGUUCCAACUCCCUGGCGAAAGAAUCGCUGAGAAGUCUCAGGCACAAAAAGAGGAGCGUCUGAAGAGGGAAGCCGAAGCACCUCCACAACCGGCACCUAAGCAGCGUCCUGUCAGCAUCAGCAUGGCAUCUAAGCAGCGUCCUGUUAGCAUCAACAUGGCUCCCCAUGCAAAGUCGACGAAAGCACUGACGAAGGCGACUUUCGAGCUCCCUGGUUCGGCCGUCGCUGAGAAGUUAAGGAUUAAGAAGGAAGAGCGUCUGAAGCGAAUGGAAGAAGCGGAAGCAGCAAAGAAAGAGGCUGCGCUCAAGGCACGACAAGCACCAGUGCGCAAGCCAGUGACCGUCCCUAUCAGACAACAACCAUCACCACAGCCACAGCCACAGCAACAAGCUCAACGUGCACCUUCGCUGGCUAGCAAGCGCAGCCCUAUGUCUCUGUCGCAAACCUCUGUUCUCAAUCCCGCUCUACAUCGACUUCCUCGGCAAAUCGCAACAGUGUUAUCGUUCCCAAGGCUGUCGUCACGCCCGUCGACGCCCGCGCAACAGAAAGUCAAAGGCAGGGAAGUUUUCCACCGCGACCGCAUGGAGAAAGAAGCCCGUGAGCGAGAGAGGCGAGAGAAGGAAGAAGCUGCUAAGCGAGCCCGAGCGGAAGCUGCUGAGAGAGGUCGUAUCGCGAGCAGAGAGUGGGCCGAGAGGCAAAGGAAGAAGUGA
Alternaria rosae is the source of this 2142-nucleotide messenger RNA. RefSeq lists its product as uncharacterized. The record is from RefSeq and is a predicted model, not a curated record. The coding region runs from base 1 to 2142 and encodes 713 amino acids. NCBI's taxonomy places the organism in Eukaryota, Fungi, Ascomycota, Dothideomycetes, Pleosporales, Pleosporaceae. The transcript has 4 exons.